GUCUUUUUCUUAUUCUGUGGUGUCCCUUUCUUUUACCAUCCAUUUUUAUUUAUUUUUGUUGUUAUAAUUUUGGUAAGAAAUUUUUUUCCUCCUUAAUUGCCACUCAUCAUCAUUCAAUCAAUCGCCUCCUUCCUCUAUUCUUGUUUUUCUUCACUCUUCUUAGUUUUGUGUGAAGUCAAACAUUCACAGCACAGAAGAGAAAGGGGUGGAUUUUUGAUGAGAAAUUGAAGAAGAAGAAAAGAUGAAGAGGCUAGUAGUUUUUGUUUUGCUCGUGGCAUUGAGCAAUGCUGCAGAGUACAAUGGGGUAUGCACUUCCGAUUGGCCAUUGACACCCCGGCCUCACAGUGUGUCCGUCUCAGAAUUUGGGGCAGUGGGAGACGGAAAAACAUCGAAUACCGUAGCAUUUCAGAAUGCAAUUUUCUAUCUCAAGUCGUUUGCAGAUAAGGGCGGUGCUCAGCUCUACGUUCCGGCAGGCAAGUGGCUUACUGGAUGCAUCACCCUUACUAGCCACCUCACACUCUUUCUCGAAAAAGACGCUGUGAUUCUCGGCUCUCAGGAUAUUCUGCACUGGGAUGUAGUUGAUCCUUUACCUUCUUAUGGCCGUGGCCUUGAGAUGCCUGGUCGAAGAUAUCGUAGCUUAAUCUAUGGGCAAAACUUAACCGAUGUUGUUGUCACAGGAAACAAUGGAACUAUUGAUGGACAGGGUUCUAUCUGGUGGGACCAAUUCAAUAAUCAUUCCUUAAACUACAGCAGACCACAUCUAGUCGAAUUUAUGUGGUCGAACAACGUUGUUGUGUCGAACCUAACAUUCUUAAAUGCACCUGCGUGGAACAUACACCCGGCAUAUUGCAGUAAAUUGCUUGUACAGAACAUAACGGCUUAUGCUCCACCCGACUCUCCCAACACUAGUGGAAUUGUUCCUGAUUCGUCGGAGUAUGUUUGCAUCGAGAACAGCAACAUUAGCACGGGUUACGAUGCCGUGGUGCUGAAAAGUGGCUGGGACGAAUACGGGCUUAGCUACAGCAAACCAACCACCAGGGUCAACGUCAGGAAGAUGCGGUUGCAAUCUUAUUCUGGUUCCGGACUCGCGUUCGGGAGUGAGAUGUCUGGCGGGAUCUCUGACGUACUAGCCGAGCAUCUUCACAUCCACGGCUCGGUUAACGGCAUCGAACUGAAGACGGCAAAGGGGAGGGGCGCGUACAUUAAAGACAUAUUCAUCUCAGACGUGCAAGUGGAAAAUGUGCAACGUGGAAUCAGGGCGUCAGGUCAGUUCACUAAUCACCCCGACGAUGAAUAUGACCCCAAUGCCCUCCCAAUCGUCGACGGCAUCACCUUUAGAGACAUCGUUGGCAUAAAUGUCACCACGGCCGGGGUAUUCUCUGGUAUAGACGAGUCCCCUUUCACAUCCAUAUGUCUCUCCAACGUCUCCCUUCCAGCCUCGUGCGAUCCAGCCGCAGCUUGGAUAUGCACCAAUGUCGAGGGCUCGUCCGUAAAUGUGUCACCCGAGCCUUGCCCAGAGCUCCAAGUCUCGUCAUCUAGCUCCUCCGAUUGCUUUGUAUUCUUGAGCCGAACGGUCAAGUUGCAUCCUCGUAAAAGUCUCACAUACUCGGUUCUUAGUCAUUCAUUCAACCGGUCCCUCGGGGCAUGCUAGCGCUACGUGCGAUCUUCGGGUCGGAUGGGGCAACGGCAGGCGAGAACGAAGCGGAAGCUUGUCGCUCCGAGUGGCGGUUUGCCGCGUUCGAUUAUGUGUACAGUGUCGGUUCUUCUUUCAUUCAUGUGUAAGAAAAGUUUUGGUAGUGCAAGGAGGACUCUCGGAUGUUUGUUUGUGGUUAAGAUUCAUUUCGAUGUUUAUUUGGUCAUUUUUCAUUCACAUUUGUACAUUCUUCUUAUUUGUGGGAUUGCAUUGAUUGAUUAUAGUGGGAAUUUGAAAAUAAAAUUUCACAUUUCGUGUA
Messenger RNA from Salvia hispanica, 1952 nucleotides. RefSeq names its product putative polygalacturonase. The record is from RefSeq and is a predicted model, not a curated record. NCBI's taxonomy places the organism in Eukaryota, Viridiplantae, Streptophyta, Magnoliopsida, Lamiales, Lamiaceae. Gene Ontology annotation, biological process: carbohydrate metabolic process. Gene Ontology annotation, molecular function: polygalacturonase activity.